Paramecium pentaurelia is the source of this 165-nucleotide messenger RNA. The record is from the annotation of a GenBank genome assembly. NCBI's taxonomy places the organism in Eukaryota, Ciliophora, Oligohymenophorea, Peniculida, Parameciidae.
AUGUAAAUAGAAUAUUUCCACAUCCUUCAUUACAUAGAAAUAUUUAAUGAGAUAAUAUAUUAAUUAAGACAAAUAAUAGGAUAGGUGAUUUUGGAUUAGCAUUUAAGUUAUCAUAAUAGGAAUUUACCAAGUCAAUUCUUGGAAGACCAGAUUUAGGGCUCCUGA